Molecule: messenger RNA, 1014 nt
Organism: Colletotrichum truncatum
Lineage: Eukaryota; Fungi; Ascomycota; Sordariomycetes; Glomerellales; Glomerellaceae
Product: tomatinase
Biological process (GO): carbohydrate metabolic process
Molecular function (GO): hydrolase activity, hydrolyzing O-glycosyl compounds
Source: RefSeq, a predicted model, not a curated record
AUGAAGGCCACAACACUCUUUAUCGCGCUUCUCACUGUUACUGAAGCAGCCGAUAUCGUUCCCAGCACUGGCACCACCGCAUUGAGAGAAGAGGCGCAAAAGAAGAACGUUCUCAUCGGUUCCGGUGCCAUCAACCCGACCUACCUCGAUGAUCCCCGGUUUGCAUUUGUGCUUGCAGAGCAGUUCAACAGCCUCUCGCCUGAGAAUAAGCUCAAAUGGAAUUUCAUCAACCCAACCCCAGGCCAGUAUGACUGGGAUAAGAUCGACCGCCUUGUUGACUUCGCCGAAGAAAACAAUAUGAAGGUCAAGGGACAUGGGUUCAUAUCGGGAUGUUGUAACCCGGACUACCUCCUCAACAUCACCGACGCUACAGAAGUGCGUACUGCGAUGAAGACUCACUUCGAAGCGGUUAUGCACCGGUACGAUGGCAAGAUGGAUCGCUGGGAUGUUGUAUCCGAAGCCCUGGAAACGCAAGGGGGUGGCUUGCAAGUGAACAACUUCUUCUACAAGACACUUGGUCCUGGUUACAUUGCAGAUGCCUUCCGCAUCGCCCGGGAAGCAGGGCCGGACGCCAAGCUGUACCUCAACGAGAACAUGGUUGAGUCUAAUUCUGGCAAACGUCAGGAACUCUACGACCUGGUUUCUGGUCUGGUGAGGGACGGCGUUCCGAUUGAUGGAAUUGCUCUGCAGAUGCACGUUACUCUGGAACCCUUGGUACCGGGCGUCAUCACAGAGAUGGUAGAUUUCUUCAAAGGACUUGAACUAGAGGUUACUAUCGCGGAGUUGGAUGUCCAUACGUACAAUGCUACACAGCAGACAGAAAUUUACGGCGCCGUCAUUGAAGAGGCUUUGGCAUCGGGAAUAACCGACAUUUCUUUCUGGGGUUUCACGGACAAACAUCUUUACACCUGGCUUCCAGGCGCGAAACCCUUGAUGUUCGAUGAGGACUACAGCGCGAAAGGAGCAUUUUACGCUACUCACACUGCCUUGACGAACUUUGUCAAUGCUCCCUAG